CAGUAGGGGACUGUGAGGAGGCCUCACCGCUUAGGUGGUAACAGCAUAUCUGGGCAUCUGCAGAGGCAGAACGGCAAGUGCUCUGAGACAUUUUAUAUGGAUCGGUUAAUACUGCUUCGCUCAAAAGACACUUUGAGUAAAUAAGACAUAAGGACGAUUUUUAGGUAAUUUAAGAGAAUCUGAGGCCUCUGCGGUACAACUGAACAUUUCUGCCCCGGGAAGGAAAGUCAGGAGUUGGAAUCCCUGUAUGGUCCAGACUGUGAACUCCGAGGGACUGCAUUUCUAAGCACCGUGUCACCUGUGAGAGGUGCCUUUGACAGAGCCGCGUCAAACCAGAGUCAGCUGCCUGUUUAACAAACGCUGUUAGAAGCAGUCUGCAUUGUCUAGCCCAAGGCCGACGAAGCUGCACCACGGGAGCCCUCAAAACAGCGGGAUUCCGGGAUCCAGCCUGUUUCUCCACGUGCCGCUCGCUUCCGACCAGCGCUCAACGUCAUCAAGCAGCGCCGGAAGUGCCUUCGCGCUGCCUAGGAGACGGGACGCGGGGCCCUCGGCUGACAGGGCCCGGCUGGCCGCGCCCACCCGGUCGCCAUGGAGCUGCCCCCAGGGCCGCGCGACGAUCCCCGCGCCUGGGAAGAUGACUCGGACCCGGAGUCGGAGCCCGACCCGGACGCGCAGGCCGAGGCUUACGUGGCCCGCGUACUCAGUCCGCCGAAAGUCGGGCAGGCGCCCCCACGCGCCCCUUUGCUGUCCGCGCCCGUCGCAUCCCCUGGCGCCCUGGAGCUGCGGGCGGCGUCCAAGGGUGCGCCCGUGGGGGUCCCGGGACUGCUGAGCCUUCCUCCGGAGCUGCUGCUUGAGAUCUGCGCCUACCUAGACGCGCGCCUGGUGCUCCAUGUCCUGCCGCGCGUGUGCCACACACUGCGCGACCUCGUGCGUGACCAUGUCACCUGGAGGCUACGCGCGCAGCGCCGCGUACGCGCGCCCUACCCAGUGGUGGAAGAGGAGGACUUCGACUGGCCAACAGCCUGCAUCGAGCUGGAGCAACACCUGUCGCGCUGGGCGGAGGAUGGGCGCUGGGCUGAGUACUUCUGCUUGGCUGAUGGGCACUUUGCUUCCAUUGACUCGGUGCUGCUGCUCCAGGGUGGAGCGCUUUGUCUGUCAGGUUCCCGAGAUCGCAAUGUCAACCUGUGGGACCUGCGGCAGCUGGGGGUGGAGCCCAGCCAGGUUCUAGUCAAGGCCCUGGGCACCGAGAAGAACAGUACCCACAAGGGCUGGGUGUGGUCGCUGGCAGCGCUGGACCACCGCGUGUGCUCUGGUUCCUGGGACAGCACGGUGAAGCUCUGGGACAUGGCGGCUGAUGGGCAGCAGUUCGGCGAGAUAAAGGGCAAGGCGGCUGUGCUGUGCUUGUCCUACCGGCCUGACAUCCUCGUGACUGGCACCUAUGACAAGAAAGUGACCGUCUACGACCCCAGAGUUGGCCCGGCCCUGCUGAAGAGCCGGCGGCUGCACUCCAGUGCAGUGCUGGCGCUGCUGGCGGACGACCGGCACAUCAUCUCGGGCAGCGAGGACCACACGCUCGUGGUGUUCGACCGCCGGGCCAACAGCGUCCUGCAGCGCCUGCAGGUGGGCCCUCCCCGCGGGUCCAGAGGGACCGGGGCGGUGGCUUGGCCUAGUCUGAGCUGCUCUGUCCUGUAUCCCUCCCACAGCUGGACUCCUACCUGCUCUGCAUGUCCUACCAGGAGCCCCAGCUCUGGGCUGGUGACAACCAGGGCCUGCUGCACGUCUUCGCCAACCGCAACGGCCGCUUCCAGCUUGUCCGGUCUUUUGAUGUGGGCCACAGGUCUCAGAUCACAGGGAUCAAACACUCGCUGGGGGCCUUGUACACCACGUCCACCGACAAGACCAUCCGGGUGCACGUGCCCACGGAUCCGCCGAAGACCAUCUGCACCCGAAACCACAACAAUGUGCUGAAUGGGAUCUGCGCGGAGGGCAACCUGGUGGUCGCCGCUUCUGGGGGCCUAUCUCUGGAGGUCUGGAGGCUGCAGGCCUGAGCGGGCAGACGCCGAUGUGGAGGGGGAUCUGCCGGCCCACAGGCUGGGCCAUGGCCUCUGUUCUCGG
Zalophus californianus (California sea lion) is the source of this 2115-nucleotide messenger RNA. It is a transcript of the gene FBXW9, whose product is annotated as F-box and WD repeat domain containing 9. The transcript is spliced from 9 exons. NCBI's taxonomy places the organism in Eukaryota, Metazoa, Chordata, Mammalia, Carnivora, Otariidae. The record is from RefSeq and is a predicted model, not a curated record. Bases 589 to 1968 code for a protein of 459 amino acids. Gene Ontology annotation, cellular component: preribosome, large subunit precursor. Gene Ontology annotation, molecular function: protein binding.